This is a messenger RNA of Miscanthus lutarioriparius, 3084 nucleotides long. Lineage: Eukaryota; Viridiplantae; Streptophyta; Magnoliopsida; Poales; Poaceae. The record is from the annotation of a GenBank genome assembly.
AUGGGGAAGCGAGUUGAUUUCUCAGCCGGUACUGUUAUCACACCAUAUCCAAAUAUUAACAUUGAUGAAUUGGGUGUGCCAUGGAGUAUUGCUUUGAAUCUGACAUAUCCAGAAACUGUCACUUCUUAUAACAUUGAGAGGUUGAAGGAACUUGUACUAAAUGGGCCUCAUCCUCCCUCGGGGAAGACAUGUGCAAAGUACAUUAUCAGGGAAGAUGGUCAGAGGCUUGAUCUUUGUUAUGUGAAGAAAAGCAGUGAUCAGCAUUUGGAGCUUAGUUACAAGAUGAUCCAAAGCGUCAGUAUUACCAGACUUUUUCCUCGCUUUCCCCCUGAAGGGACACUCUCAUUGAAAAGUGCUAAGGAUAGUGUGAUGAAACUUAUUAAACAAGCACGCGACAAGAAAUUGGAAGCUGAGCCAGGACGCACCAUGAUCGAGUCAUUUGAAAAUAAAGUAAAUGAGGUUCUCAACACGGCUGGUAAUAUGGUUGGAAGCAGUGCGCAGAAGAGCUUGUCUGACAGCAACAAUUUGAAGGCUAUGGUCACUGUAGACUCAAAAGGCACUUUCAUUAACAUUUCGCAAAUGGCUGCUUGUGUUGGACAGCAAAAUAUUGAGGGCAAGCGGAUCCCAUUUGGUUUCAGUGGUCAAACAUUGCCACAUUUCACAAAAAAUGACUAUGGGCCUGAAAGUAGUGGAUUUAUGGAGAACUCUUACCUUCAGGGUGGUAGAGAAGGACUGAUUGAUACGGCUGUGAAGACUUCAGAGACUGGGUAUAUCCAACGGAGGCUUGUGAAAGCUAUGGAGGACAUCACGGUGAAGUAUGAUGGCACUGUAAGAAAUUCCUUGGGAGAUGUCAUUCAGUUUCUAUAUGGGGAAGAUGGUAUGGGUGCUAUUUGGAUUGAAGAACAGAAUUUGGACUCUUUGAAGAUGAAAAAGGAUGAGUUUGAUACUGUAUUCCGAUAUGAUCUGGAUGAUGAGAAUUGGAGGCCUAACUACUUGCUACCUGCCCAUUUUGAUGAUUUGAAGACCAUCAGUGAAUUCAGAAGUGUGUUAGAGGUGGAGGUUCAUAAGCUAGAAGCUGACAGGUUCCAGCUUGGGACUGAGAUUGCUGCAAAUGGUAAUCAUACAUGGCCUUUGCCUGUCAACCUCAAGCGGCUUAUCUGGAAUGCUCAGAAGACAUUCAAGAUUGACAUCAGAACAUGUUCUGACAUGCACCCAGUAGAAAUUUUGGAAGUGAUAGAUAAGCUGCAAGAAAGACUGAAAGUUGUGCCUGGUGAUGAUGCUAUAAGCAUUGAGGCUCAGAAGAAUGCCAUCUUGUUCUUUAAUAUCCAUCUUCGUGCCACAUUUGCUAGCAAGAGGGUCUUGAAGGAAUACAGGCUUGCAAGGGAAGCAUUUGAGUGGAUUAUCGAUGAGAUUGUUUGGAGGUUUUCACAGUCAUUGGUGGCCCCUAGUGAAAUGAUUGGAUGUGUUGCUGCGCAGUCCAUUGGGGAACCAACAACUCAAAUGACUCUGAAUACCUUCCAUUUUGCUGGUGUCAGUGCCAAGAAUGUUACCCUUGGAGUUCCCAGAUUGAGAGAGAUCAUUAAUGUCGCCAAGAAGAUAAAAACUCCAUCGUUGUCUCUUUACCUAAAGCCUAGGUACACCACACUGCGUAGUGUGACUCAUGCCACUGAAGUAUGGUAUGAUCCUGAUCCUAUGGGAACCAUCAUUGAAGAGGAUUUGGAAUUUGUCCAGUCAUAUUAUGAAAUGCCUGAUGAGGAUAUUGACCCGGAUAAGAUUUCUCCUUGGCUGCUGCGUAUUGAGCUUAAUCGGGAGAUGAUGGUUGAUAAGAAGUUGAGCAUGGCUGAUAUCGCCAACAAGAUCAACCGUGAAUUUGAUGGCGACUUAUCAUGCAUAUUCAGUGAUGACAAUGCAGAUAAACUUAUUCUUCGCCUGCGCAUCAUAACUGAUGAAGCUUCAAGAGGAGAAAUACUAGAUGAGUCUGCUGAGGAUGAAGUUUUCGUCAAGAAGAUAGAGAGUAACAUGUUGGUAGAGAUGUCUCUUCGAGGCAUUCUGGAUAUUAAAAAGAAGGUGUUAAUCUCUAUCAUGUGUCAUGAGGAUGUUGAUGCUACAAGAACAACAAGUAACCAUUUGACUGAAGUGAUUGAGGUUCUUGGAAUUGAGGCUGUUCGUCGAGCUCUCUUUGAUGAACUUCGGGCAAUCAUAUCUUUUGAUAGAUCCUAUGUAAAUUAUAGGCAUCUGGCUGUUCUUUGGGAUACAAUGACAUACAGAGGUCAUAUGAUGGCUAUUACAAGGCAUGGUAUCAAUCGCAAUGACACUGAACCUCUUAUGAGAUGUUCUUUUGAAGAAAUUGUGAAUAUCCUGCUCGAUGCUGCUGUACAUGCCGAAUCUGACUACUUGAGAGGUUUCACUGAGAACAUUAUGCUUGGCCAGCUUGCUCCUAUUGGUACUGGAGGCUGCGCACUAUUUCUAAAUGACCAGAUGCCGCAGCAGGCCAUUGAACUUCAACUCCCAAGCUAUGUGGAUGGUUUGGACAUUGGCAUCACACCAGCACCUUCACCUCUCUCUGGGUCACCAUAUCAUGAAGGAUUGAUGUCCCUGAGUCAUCUCCUGAGUCCAGAUUUCAGGCAUUCCCCCAUUGAUACAUAUGCUUCAUUUUCGCCAUAUGUCAAAGAUAUGUCAUUGUCACAUGUUCCUUCACAAGGUGGUUACUCACAAUCAUUGUUGUCAGGGGGAUACAAUCCUAGGUCGGAAAGUCCAACUGUUCACGGUGGUUACCGAGCUUACUCAACCGACUUUACCAUCAUAUUCAUUACCAAGUCUUCGUUAACCGUUUUGAACGGGCGACCCAACCAGGGCCAAUUGAUGACUCUGGAAGACCUAGCCCAGAUUAUAGUCCAACAUCUCCAAAUUUCAGGAUGGAUGCCCUGCUGCGGAGAAAAGACUGAGGUGGAUCGGACAGUGAAGGAGAAGCUUGUCACUAAGGAGAACGUGAAGAAUGACAGCACUGGAUAUGAUGGCAUUCGUGCUUCAAUAAAGGAAGCAAAAGGAUUUAAAGACAAGCCAAAUCUUAGUCCAAUUGGUUAG